AGAGCCAACUACGUACGCGGGCAAGGCGCUUAAAAAUGGAGCAGAGGCUCACUGGAGGAGGGCCCUGUGGCAAGCCGUUGACCGAUUUCGAGCAAAAAUCUUUGGCAGCUUUUGGAUCAGUAGCUGUGGAUGGAGUGGAAACUAUUGAAAGCUUUGGUUUAGGGCUGCCGCGAAAACAAAUUGUAGAAUCGUCGAUAAUUGAGUGUCCAAUAUCAUCUACUGAAAGUAGACUGCCUAGUUCAGCACCACUGCCAAGCCUAUUAUUGUCGCCAACCCCACUACCUUCGCCAAACCCACUACCAUCGUCAAACCCACUACCAUCGCCAGGCCCACUACCAUCGCCAAACCCACUGCCAUCGUCAAACCCACUACCAUCGCCAGGCCCACUACCAUCGCCAAAUUCAGCACAAUCUCCAUAUGAUUCACCGUUAUUUAGCUCGGAUAAUCAGAUUGACACCGAUUCGGAUGCCAGGACAUCACGGCCAUUACGAGGGGAGCGCAAUAAGCUAAUUAGUACUCUUAUUGCUAACAUAGCAAAGAGGAAUGCUGCUGAAGAACACAGGCAACAUCAUGAAGAGGAACAGCGUCGGGAGCACCGGAAAGUAAUACAUGCCAUCCAUGACCUAACAAGAGUUGUCGCAGAGUUAAUAAAUGUUUUAAAACAAAACUCUGGUCAUUAGAGUUGGGAGACUGAAUUUUAUAUUUUUUUUAAUUCCUUAUUUUUCAA
Bactrocera tryoni is the source of this 727-nucleotide messenger RNA. RefSeq lists its product as uncharacterized. Bases 36 to 680 code for a protein of 214 amino acids. The record is from RefSeq and is a predicted model, not a curated record. NCBI's taxonomy places the organism in Eukaryota, Metazoa, Arthropoda, Insecta, Diptera, Tephritidae. The transcript is spliced from 2 exons.